CCAUUUUAAAAUAGAAAGUUAAGAAAUAAAUAAAUUAGGAAUGGAAAUUGAUAUACAAGAUAGAAAAAGUGAAUUAGAGGGCUUAAAUAUAUUUAUAACUCAUAUUUCUUCAAAGUUAAAAACAAUAAUUGAUAAUUUAGGUUGGAGUGAAGAAUAUUUAAACAAAAAACCAGAUAAUUUAAAAGUGUGCAAUAUUGAUAAAAGUCAUCGAAAUAUUCCAAAACAUAAAAUUCAUGAACAUGUUGAAAAUUGUAUAUGGAAAAAAGAGGGAUAUUUGGAGGAUGAAUUGCCAUUUUCUGAACCGAACCAUUCCAAAGCAACAAUUAUUUUAGAUAAGGAUGUUCAAGAAAAGAUUAUUAAUGAAGCUGCUAGCAAAGAUCCAACAUUUAUCACAGGUAAAUCACGUGAUGUUCGUCUUCUACCACGGUCUUCCAAUCGGAUGAUAGCAGAUUACACAGCGGAUGAACGACUUGCACUUUAUGAUUAUGCAGUAUUGAAAACAAAAUCCAAUAUUGAAAAAGUUGGUGAUAUUAAUGUUACACUUCCAACAACUUCUGAAUCGACAUUACGAAACAAAACAAUAUUCGAAUUACUGGCUGAAGAACGUGAUGCAAAACGACGUCGUACCAAAUACAAAAGUGUCCAUACAAAUCGGAAAAGUCAAACAGAAAUAUUACGGGAAGUAAUCGAAAAUCAAAUGGAAAUGCUUUGUGAUUAUAUAAAAACAGAAGAGCAGCCAGAGAAAACUGUUGAGAAACAAAAUAAAUAUCAAGAACCACCAUAUAUUAAAAAAGAAAUUCGGAAAAGUAGUGAUCGCGAAACGGUACGUUCACUAGACAGUGAAAAAUAUUCAAGACGUAGUGACGAAAGUGCUACAAGUCGAAAAUCACGAAGUGAAAAAUAUAAAAGUGGCAGUACAAGUAAAUAUUUAAGUAAAUAUGAAGAAAAAUUAAGUAAACACGAAGAGAAAAUUAGUAAAUUUGAAAAGAAAAUUAGUAAAUAUGAUGAAGAAAUUAGUAGGUACGAUGAAAAAGUGAGUAAAUAUGAUGAAAAAUUGAGACGUUAUGAAGAGGAGAAAAAACGUCGUCACAGAGAGUUUAAAGAUAGAUCUCCAAUUCGAGAGUAUAUUGCAGAACCUAAACGUGUGUAUGAACAUGAGUUUGUCGAUGAUUAUGAUCAUAAAUUCAAAGAAUUCGAUAGAAAAGAGUACAAUCGGUAUAGAGAAAAACGUUCAGAUGAAGAAUAUCAACGAAAACAUUUUAGUUCUAGAAGUCGUGAUAAACAUAAACAUUAUAGUCGUCGAUAGUUUUUCUAAUUUUCCAGUUAAUUAAUAUAAGAGAUUGCAAAGUGACAAAAACACAGCGAAAUUCUAUUUUUUGUGAAAAAAGUUCAAAUGAUUGUUGAUUUGCCAUAACAAGUUUUAUUAAUCUGAGUCGAAAGAUAGUUUUGGUCGAUGUGGAAGUGUAUUUUUAAAUAAUUUCUUUCGUCAGUUUACUAAAUUAUUCUGUUUUCUUUGUCAUUAUUAUUUUACAUAUUAAACGUUUAUAAAACAA
Chrysoperla carnea is the source of this 1553-nucleotide messenger RNA. Its product is annotated as RNA-binding protein 25-like. The transcript is spliced from 5 exons. The coding region runs from base 41 to 1306 and encodes 421 amino acids. The record is from RefSeq and is a predicted model, not a curated record. Lineage: Eukaryota; Metazoa; Arthropoda; Insecta; Neuroptera; Chrysopidae.